Molecule: messenger RNA, 4388 nt
Organism: Cyprinus carpio (common carp)
Lineage: Eukaryota; Metazoa; Chordata; Actinopteri; Cypriniformes; Cyprinidae
Product: MFS-type transporter SLC18B1-like
Exons: 14
Coding region: 2186-3559 (457 amino acids)
Biological process (GO): transmembrane transport
Molecular function (GO): transmembrane transporter activity
Source: RefSeq, a predicted model, not a curated record
GUGAUUAAUGACAAAAUUUUCAUUUUGGGGUGGAGUAUCCCUUUAAAGUACCUUUUUGUUAACAGAGGUUCAAGCUGAUUCAAGGUUCCACAUGAAAGGUGGUACACAUCUGAAAAAUACUUAAUAUUUGUGUAUUGAUGGAAAAUUAUUUUAUUUAAUUCACUUUUAUUGAUUUUUUAAUGUAUUUCAUUAGUAUAUAAUGGUGUGAUUAAUUAGUAAGAUCUGUGAUGGAUAUUAGAUUGUGGGCUUUGUUUCCUUUUUCCCUUGAUUUCCCCAUCUCCUUUUGUGUUUGUACCUGAGAUUUAUGUGCCAAAUUUAGAUUUCCUAUAUAUAAUCAUUGUAAAGUGACAGAUUUUGACUAUUGUUUGUGGUCAGCAACCAAUGAAAAUCUAGGGAGGAAAAAAAACAACUCAUGUUUGAAUAUUCUCAACCUAUGACUCACUUCCAUGAAGUGAAACAGGUAUUAUAUUCACGUUAUAAUCAUAUUUUCCCAAUUGUGCAACUAUAAUGAAUGCAUUUUUCAGGUUUAAAAAUCAAUUUAACUUUAAAUUUAACUUUUUCUUCACAAAAUGUCUUAUGUUAUAUUGCAUCAUUUGCACACUGUUAUUGCAGUAUCUCAGUUAUGUCCUUUUUGAAUGAAUAUUUGCUUUUUAAUGUUAACAGUAACAGAAAUCAAAGUUUGAACAUUUUUUAAAAUUACUUUCAAAUAUAUAUUAUAUUGUCAUUGUCAUGGAAGUGACUUGACAGAAAAGUGCUGUAGUUAGAUGUACCUAAAAAAUUUGUUCAUAUUGUGCAUAACACUUUAGCACGAGCUAUUUAGUAUGCAUUAAUUUAGCCAAAAAUGUCUUAUAUCACUAUAUGAAUCAAACUUAACACACUAUAUAUUAUGCAACGAAUGGAAUCUAAAUUAAAUUGACAGUUUCAUUAAUCAAAUGAAAAAGAAUAUUUUUUUUUUUUUUCUCAUUCCUAAGUUAAAUAGUCAACCCAAAUUGCUUAGUUUGAUUUAUGUAAAUGGACAUAUUUUAUUAUAUUUAAUAAUUGGUUUCAAAUAUUUGAUGUAUUAAUAUUUAAUAUUUUGCAUCAGUAUUUAAUAGUUCUUAUGGCAAAUCAGCUAAUUGAUUUGCUUGUUGUUGCUCAGUUUCUGAUGUUUUCCAGUAAUUUCAUCAGUUUUUAUCACAUUUUUGUUGUAAGACAAACAGUGGUUCAGAGUGGGGUAGUGUUGAUAUGGUUGAUGUUUUAAGCACUUCUUGAUGAUUCUUGAUGUUGUAUGCUUUGAUGAUUUGCAGUUGCAGUUAUUUCUAGCCACUUUGUACUGGGACAUUCAGGCCCAGAUUAAAAUAUGUGGAAUGUGAGGCUUUAACUGUGCUUUAUUGAUUAAUUAUUCUAAUGUACAUUUACAAAAUGUAAUUCAAGGGUGUUAAGAAAAAGCAUUAGAAUAUGUGUGCAGAGUAGGCUUAAAGUCACUAAAUAAAAUCAAACUAGAUUUUUGAAAUUUGUGUCGAAUAUUGAUCGUAGUUGUGAAAUCAUCUCAAUGUUAUUAUGAAGGUAUUCGCAUUGAUGGAUAAAGGUUUUUGGACCAUUAGUAAAUUCACACCUGCCUCAGCUUUGGUUUGCUACCAACCAAUUCUAGGUUUACUGGGUGUUUGUUUUUUUAUGUGUCCUCCCACCCCUUAUAGUGUCUUGGGAUCACCACCUAUAAAAGUAAAGUCAACACACACUGAGAAAAUCACAGGUUUGAAAAGCAGUGCAACUAUUUGGUUACUGACCUCGAGAUGGCGCACGUAUGUUCUCGUUCCAGAGUAGUCCAUGUUGGAAUCUUGAGUUUGAUUCAUGUUAGCGAAUCGGUUCGUUCGCACCGUUCGUGUCAAUGAGCCUGUUUACUCCUUUUUUUCUGGAUUUAAUUUGUAAUUCAAUUAAUUAUUUUAUGAUUAAAAUGCUGUUCUCUUAGGCUAAUAAAAUUGCAUUAAAUGUUGUGUUUAUUGUUCAAACAUUGUUCACACUGGAAAUUCCUGACUGAAAAGUUUUGUUCCUAAACACCGCUGAGUGAUCCGCGCUUUUGCGAAUCGGUUCGACCGAACCAUUGAAAAGAUUCAGUUGAAAACAAUGAUUCUUUUAAGAAUCGGAGACCAUUCACACUGUUGAGUUUCCCAGCUGUCAGGUUAAGCACGCGGUCAGAGACCUGACAAUGGAUAUCGAUGAAGAUAUAGGUGAUUCUUCACCAGCAGAGACUCCAGCCACUAAAAUGUCCAGACAACAGAUAUUAACACUUAUUGCAAUGGCCUCCAUAAACUUCAGUUCAAUGAUCUGUUACUCAAUUCUGGGACCAUUUUUCCCAAGUGAGGCAAAGAAGAAAGGUGUCAGUCAAGCUAUGAUUGGUUUAAUAUUCGGAAUCUAUGCAUUAUGUACUUUAGUGGGCUCAUUGUUACUGGGUAAAUAUAUUGUCCAGAUAGGAGCCAAGUUUAUGAUCGUGGCAGGGUUGUUUGUAUCAAGCGGAUGUACUGUUCUCUUCGGGUUUCUUGACCAAGUGUCUGAUGGGACAGUUUUCAUCGUGCUCUGUUUUAUCACACGGUGCAUAAACGCAAUUGGCUUUUCCGCCGCCGUUACAGCGUCUUUUGCAGUUCUAGCAAAAGUUUUCCCCGACAACAUAGCGACUGUUUUGGGCUUCAUGGAGAUUUUCACAGGUCUUGGCCUGAUAUUGGGUCCUCCGUUGGGCGGCUGGCUCUAUCAGUCAUUUGGAUAUGAAAUCCCAUUCGUUUUCAUGGGAUGUCUUCUGUUUGCGACAGUGCCUCUCAAUUUGUGGAUUUUACCCAGCUUUGAUGCUGUUCCUUCUUCCCAGAAUUCCUUCCUCAGAUUGUGUACCAGAAUAAAGAUCCUUCUCAUCUGCUUCGUGGUGUUCACUUUGAGUUCAGGACUUGGCUUCCUGGAUGCAACACUGUCCAUAUUUGCCAUAGAAAAGCUUAAUCUCAGUGCUGGUUCAGUGGGGCUGCUCAUGAUUGGACUGUCACUGCCGUAUGGGGCGGCAUCACCUGUCUUUGGUGUGAUCAGUGAUAAAUAUCCUUCAAAUAGGAAAUGGAUGAUGGUAAUUGGAGGAAUGGCCACAGCGGUGAGCUUUUGUUUCCUCGGCCCACUUCCUGUUUUCCAUAUUAGGAGUCAGCUCUGGCUCACCGUCCUCAUGCUGAUCGUGGUGGGCUUCUCUCUCUGUAUGACCUGUAUCCCCACCUUCGCUGAGAUGAUCGCUUGUGCACAUGAAAAUGGCUUUGAGGAGGGCUUGAGUACGCUGGGAUUGGUGUCAGGCUUGUUCUCAGCAGUCUGGUCUGCUGGGAUGUUCUUUGGGCCGACCAUUGGAGGAUACAUCACACAAGCACUCAACUUUGAAUGGAGCGCAGGAGUUCAAGGCGCAAUCGCCUUUCUCGCUGCCUUACUACAAGUAAUAUAUUUCACAAUAGAGGACAUACAAAAGAAGUCACAAAAGGCCAACAGGACUGACAGGUCAUUAUCAGAAGGAGAAAAAUCCCCGCUUCUCCCCAAGACAGAUCAUCUCAGGGUUGAUGUCAGCUGAAACAAGCCUCUGCAAGCUUUUAAAUGGAAGAACAAAUGUAAUCAUAUUGCUGCUAAAUACAGGUGAUGUGGGAUAUGAUUGACAGAUGACAAAUGAAGAACGCAGAGAAGGUCAGUUUAACAACAAAAAUAUCGUACAUGUAAUAUUUUAAGAUCAGUUGAACCUGUACACAGGAGUUCAGUGAACAUUUACAAAGUACAUGUCCUGUAAGAAGACUGUAUUAAGAGAGAAGGAAGUGUAUUAAAGUUUCAUGUAUAACUGUAAAGAGAUGACAGAGCUGAGAUGUGCCUGUUGAUGAAACACUUUAUCUUUUACCCUGUUUCUGGGAAUAUUGUAGGGUGACGCUGUAAAUAUUCCCUCACUAGAAGAUGCUGCCCAGCUUUGCUAAUUGUUUGCAUCUCAAAUGCUGCUUUGGCAAUUAAAUAUUCAUCUUGACAGUCACAACAAGGACAUUUUACAAAGUAGAGUGAAACACAUUUUGGCUUAUUUGUGUUUAGUAACAUGAGAUAUAAUCCAUUCUGAAAAAUAGGUGUACAUUUUUGCAGUAAAUUACAGAAAUAAAAUAAUUCAUUUCCUCGUAUGCUUACAGUACAGUACACUGGAAUAUUUCUGAGGUCUUGUGGAGGUUUCAGAAAUCUUUUGGACUAGUGUAAGAAUGUGGGAUUUGUAUUUUAAUAUUACUUAAUACAGAGUAAUACCCAUCUAGCCCUGGUUCGUGACUGACCCCAUUAUAACCGCUUUUUACAGAUUUACAAAUGAUUGCCAUAUGCCUUAUGGCAACAACUUCUACAAAUGUACAGUUUUACACAAUAAAUUUUUACAAUCUGCA